CACAGUAUCUCAUGUGUGAGUAGGUGCCAACAUAAUUUCUGUGAAAGUGUGAAAAGCUGAUUAGUUAAGGUACUCUUGAGGUAAAGAGUAACCUAUUCCUAAGAUUGCCCUUCAUUUCUCUCUAUCUCUCUCUCUGCGACACGAUACAAAUAAAACUGAAAUCAUUUUCCACGCCUCGGCUAAGCUGACUCACUGCACGUUGCAUGUGCCAGGAACCACACCGCCCAUCUAGAUUACGACUAUAGACAUCGAAGGCGGCUGCCGACAGUGUGAGCACCGCCAGCCGUUGCAGACGCAUGAUUUCUCCAAGUAGCACGGAAGAUUAUGGGUUAUAUUGUCUGAGGGUGAGAAGAACCCAUUGAUGUGGUAUUAUUUUUCGACUAGGCCUACAAAGAAGUAAAAGAUCCGUCUAUCAGUUGCCCACUCCUGAAUUUGCUCUCAUAUUUCCAAACGAACGUCCGCGAUCAUCUACUUUAGUCCAUAGACGCAACAUCAAGGAUACAUUAAGACUCAGAAGUGGCGGGAAUGCGUUUUUUCACUGCGCAUGUCUUACAGGAAGAUAAUAAUAAAAUACAAUCAUGGCAGCAUUCCGUAGGCGAGGGAACAUAUGUACAGGCGCUCGCGAUGGAAGGAGAGCGAAACCUGAUACCUGUGAUAUGUUAUCCUCUCACUUUUCACCAUUUUAGACGAGGUUCUCCUGUGAAGAGCCCAUAGCCGGGCCAAUCGGUCCAAGUUGCCGCCACAGAAAAGGGAGGUCGUCAAAACACAGCUGCCCACGACAACCCUGCUGCAGUGCUAGGGAUGAACGGCUCUGAAACUUCACGUAAACGUCGUCGGAUGCGUUGGGAAGCCGGGGAACCGAGUAGUGUGCCCAUCAAGCGAGAAUCUGAAGAAGAUAUAAAGGACUACGCAGAGACCACAAUGAAUGAGCUACUAGGAUGGUACGGAUAUGAGAAGUUGAACAGUAGAGAUAAGCAGGGGCUUAAUCUUCAACAUUUUACAUCUGUUGCUUCACCACGAACGCCAUCUACUCCGGGUGGCAGCGGUUCUGAAGAUGCCAGUCGGGAUGUGUCUUCCAACCAGGUUAGAAUAAGAGCUGAUACUCCUGGAAUUAACAACAGCGGAACACAUGAACCUGGCCCAAGGGUAGAAGAACACACCAAUCUUCCUUCUGGGUGCAUAGUUUGCUCGUGGUGUCAGAAAGUAGGAAUGAAACUUUUUACCCUGAAAAAAACAAAUGGAAAUAAGGCUUUCUGUAGUGAACUUUGCUUUACUCAGUGUCGAAGGGCUUCUUUCAAAAAGAACAAAGUCUGUGAUUGGUGUAAACAUGUGAGACACACUGUGAACUAUGUUGACUUCCAAGACGGAGAUCACCAGCUUCAAUUUUGUAGUGACAAGUGCUUGAACCAAUACAGAAUGAACAUAUUUUGUACAGAGACUCAAGCUCAUAUUCAGAUGUAUCCACAUCUCAAAGAAGCUACUUGUAGGGUAUCUGGUAGUAGUUCAUUGAAUUUGAUUACGCCCGAUCUGUGGCUUCAGGACUGCAAAACACAAAGAUUCACAAAUUGUCACGGACAUAAGAGUCCAGAAACAGCUGAGGAAAGUGACACUUCACCAUCAGACAAAAAUAAAAGGAUAACACCUUUCUGUUUAUCUAACAGAGGUUUGGUAAAUUCGUCAUUCCAAGAGGGUGAAACUCCGACUCGACAGUCUUCCAAAAUCAAAGAACAAGAGAAGGUACGUCGUUCUUCUCGUAGUUCCAUAAAAUAUACUACUGUAACACCACCCAUUCGCCAGCCAGCACGUUCCCCAAGUAGUACGAGCAGCACACCUCACAGUCCUAUCAGCGUGAAUACUCACGGUAGUCUGUUAAAUGGUCCUUAUCCGACAGUCAACCCUCACCAAUCUCACGCUUCUCUAAACAUGUUUCCUUCUUUCCAUUUUGGCCCCGAUAAAUUAAGAAAUCCAGUAAUUCUUCCGAAUAUGUAUCCAUCUUCUCUAAACCUGGUGGCUCAGCAGCAGAUGGAGUCCUUGCUUCGAAUGCAACACGGACUAGGGAUUAGACCGAGCAUCACGCCUCUUCCUGUUCCCCCUGGUUUAAUUCCACCUAUUCCUCCACUAUCACAAGCUAAUGUCUCCAGCUCAAUUUUUAACUCCCAACCUAGUCCUUUUCCUCAUGUUCAAACGCACAACCCGUUCACAUCCUCUCUCCUUCCUCCAGUGACAAUUAUGGUUCCUUGUCCUAUUCCGUUUCCUAUACCCAUCCCGGUGCCUUUUCUUCUUCCUGUAUCCUCUAAAGCUAAAUCUCAGCUUUCGACUGGAGACAGCGAAUCUGAAACCCAGUCAACAUUGGCACUGGAUGGAAAUAACAAGAGUGAUAAAAUUAAAAAAUGCUCUCAGACUGAGGUUUCUUCCUUCAAAAGAGUUGAUUCUGUGAUAACCAAACUGAUCUCUGAAGAGAAGAUUCAGUACCACUCAGCCACUUCUCGACUAAGUCCUUUAGAAACAGAUAACCCACUUCAUUUUUCAAACGUAAUGACUCAGCCAACUGAUCAGGGAGCUAGACAAUUCGAACAUUUCAAGUCACGAAAUUGCGCUCUGGAACCAGGAAGUACCGACGAUGAUAAUUUUACUUCAAAUGAUAGUGAUUUAGGAGGAUUAGGCACUUCUGGAUUAGGCGUCAAUUCUGUCAACUCUUACUCAUUUUCUAAAGUUACUCUUAAAUAUGAAAGUGAUAAGAAAAAUGUGAAUCACUCUGCAAGCUGCUAUAACUCUGUAGUUAAACCAGGUUAUUUCAAACAAAAGAGGUCAUCACCCGAAGAUCUCCAAUCAACAUACACGUCCAAAAGAAAGUGUAUACAAGAAAAUUCAACAGAAUAUGAAUCAAAUUAGAUGUGAAAUUAAUCCUUAGCAUUGUUUAAGUCCGAUAUAGAUUUCCCAGAUAAUUUCUGAUUGUUAAAAAAUAUCAUCUGAAAUUGGCAUCUAGAUCAAAGCAACCUAUUUUAUCUCAGUAAUAAUCACAUACUCGUCCGUCCGAUUGCCAUAAAAACUCAAAAAGCUAGCUAAAAACAACCUAAAUGUGAGCAAUGCUUGCCAAUGAAUUUCCUCUGAUAUAAUUUGAAAACACCAGUUCUUCUCCACAAUCAAAACUAUCCAUCAUCUUUGAAAUUCUCCAAAUAUUAAAAACACAUAAUUCUUAAGUUAACAUUUUGAUUAUUUGUAUUAGCGCGUUUACUGGCUCAUCUUCAUUUACAUUUUCAGUUAUUGCACAUUCUUGUUCCGAGGGUACGCUUAGAAAAUAUCUUAUUCAAAAACACACGUAGCCGAACUGGCUCAAAUUAAAUGUUUUCCAAAUGCUUCACCAACCAUUAGUUAUCUUUCUGGUUCUGUUACACUAUAUCAGGAAAACCAUAUCCUUUUGUGAUAGUUUGGUGUUCUGUGACUUAACCUCAUAUGUAUAUAUAGUUUCCCCAAAAUAAGCUGGCAUGAAAUAACAUCCCUAUAAGUAUAAGAAUAAUGCUGAACAAAUUAAAUAUGCUUACUACAUUGUUAUUGCAUGUUGUAAACUGCUCAACUAAGAAAUACCAGUCUUUUGAAUUACUAUUGUAUUAGAUUUAACAUAGCUAAUUGAAGUAUUUCUGAUAACAGUUCAAUAUCAAAAAUGUUGUUGAAUAAAAAAAUCUUUGAAAUUAUCUAUUUUACAUAUAAUACGUUAGUCAGUUCUCUAUCGAAAUAUCACAUUACACCUCAUGUGCAGCUGUAAUUCAGAAUUGUUAGUGUCUUCAAAAUCCUAAAUUAGAGAAAUCAUGUUCGCAAUAUGCCUGUUCACAACCUGCUUUAGAACUGAUCUCUCUCCAAACGAUUGUAAAGUAUAAAAAUUCCUUUUAGUCUGUGCAAUUUCACUUGCAUCUCUUAAUAUGACAUAUUUAUAAAUCCUGUUUAGAAUAUUAUGGACCAAGAUCUAUUGUCCAGGCUUACUGAUUAACUGUUUAAUAUUGAUAUAGAAAUUCCUAAUCUUGUAUGAAGAUUCUUCCAAACUCAAGCUUUCUUCGAAAUAAAGCAAAAUCAGCUACCUUGAGCUCAUUUAAAAGUACAAAAGGGCUUCUGUCCGAAGUAUUGGUUUCGAGAGUAUAUAUACGGUUGUGAAUGUACAUUUAAAUUUUUUUCAGGACUAAUAAAUUUUUUUUCCAAAUUGUUUUGGGAAAUAAAAUAAAUUUUAUAAAUUUUUGCUGUAUUUAAGUCAUUGAUACAAAUUAAUGAGAAUUUUUUCUUUUUCGAAAGAUUGAAGACAUUUUUAUUCACAGAAUGUGACAUAUAAUUAGCUACAAAGUAGCUCAGAAAAUUAAAAGCUAAACAUUAUGUGAACCUACAGAAUCUUCAUGACUUUUAUAUAUGUAACUUCUUUUCAAGUUUACCCAUUGUAGUGUCUUUAUGAUUCUUCAAUUUUCAUAUUAGGACAGGUUAAAUUACAGCUUUGUGAUAAAGCUUUUAUUACUUAUGCUACUCAGCCGUUUAUUUUACCUAAUUAUUACAAAAAGUAAUUACUUAUGCAAAAUCUUUAGAUGGCCAAGAUGACAUUAUUGUAUUACUUUACAUUUUAUAUGUUGACAAGAACAAACGUUAAUGAUAAUCCAUAACGUUGGUUCCACUGAACUUUGUAUAUAAAGUUCACAAAAAUUGUAGUAGUGUACGUAAAUUUAAAAAAUCUGUUUUUCAAAAUAAAUUAUAUACUGUGCGAAGAUUCUUGGGUUACUUUCACAGUUUACCAUUGAGAUAAAUGAUUCACUACCAUGCUUAAACUUUAGAUGUUUCAUAAGUUCAUUGAAUGUAUAUUUGAAUGUGUUUAAAAGCAUACACUCGUUAACAUAGAACGUUUUCUAAAUCUUACAGAAUUGUAGAAAUUGCUCAAGACAAAUUCAGUUCAGAAGUAUUACGGAACUUAAGGCCACUGGUCAUUACUUUUGUGUUUGAAACUUACUACGGAAUAAGUCACGUAAUCGACCAUGCUAACUAACCCUGUAUUGUUUUAUGUUAACUUACACCAUGAUGCUUGUCAUGAAAGGCUUAUUGCAAUCCAUAAGUGUCAAUAAAUGUGAUGUUAUUUUAUCAGUAAGAAAGUAAACAAGUUUGAUGUUUUAAAUUAUAGUGUGAAGUUUCAUGGUAGCAGAAGAAAUGAUAAAUUUCAAUCAUAGCUAACUAAUAGUUGUCAUACAUAACAAGAAAAGCCUAACAGAAUAAGAAAAGUCUACUCUUUACAUAUAGGUUUUCACUGUCACGUGCAUUUUGAUCUCAAGACCAUUAGCCAGUUUUAAUCAAUAGGACAGAGUACUCUGUUGUUUCUGGCACUAUUUGUAGGAAUUCACCACAGAACAUUAAGCUAUGCCAAUAAAAUACUAAUACUAGUAACAAUAAUAAUGCAAUAAUAGUGUUUCAACAAAACCUAAUAAGCUAACUGAAUAUGUUUAGAGUUGUUGAAACAUCAUAAGGUUAGACUUAUUUACAACUUACACUGAUUUGUCGAUGCAAUAAAUUCAAUGGAAAAUGUUUAGCUUGAGCAAUGAAAACGUUACCAAACAUUGUACCUUAUUAGUUUGACUUGGAAUAUCCAACAAUGUGUCUGAUAAAAAGCUUGAUAAAAAGCUUGAUGAAGUUGUUAAGAAUAUGUAACCCCAAUUUAUUACAAACUAGUUGGAAGCUGCAGUUAUUUGUUGUGGCCCGGCAUGGCCAGGUGGUUAGGACGCUUAACUCGCAAUCUGAGGGUUGCAGGUUCGAAUCCCC
This is a messenger RNA of Limulus polyphemus (Atlantic horseshoe crab), 5778 nucleotides long. Its product is annotated as sine oculis-binding protein homolog. The transcript has 4 exons. Gene Ontology annotation, cellular component: nucleus. The record is from RefSeq and is a predicted model, not a curated record. The coding region runs from base 802 to 2892 and encodes 696 amino acids. Gene Ontology annotation, biological process: animal organ development. NCBI's taxonomy places the organism in Eukaryota, Metazoa, Arthropoda, Merostomata, Xiphosura, Limulidae.